Molecule: messenger RNA, 4061 nt
Organism: Callorhinchus milii (elephant shark)
Lineage: Eukaryota; Metazoa; Chordata; Chondrichthyes; Chimaeriformes; Callorhinchidae
Gene: lmnb2
Product: lamin B2
Exons: 11
Coding region: 170-1903 (577 amino acids)
Source: RefSeq, a predicted model, not a curated record
CGGGCACCGGCGCCAUUUUCUUCUCAUUCAAUCCCAAGGCGGCGGUUUCUCGUGGCCGGGAGCUCAGGGACACCGCGGCGGCUUAACGCGGAGAGAUCGCGCCUGAGUGUCGAGUCGAUUGAGCAGAGCGGCCUUUUUGUGAGGAGAUAGAUUCUUGCCGCUUGUAGCCAUGGCAGCCACUCCGGUCUCCCAGAAGAGUCGGGCCAGCGCGGCCCACACGCCCCUCAGCCCGACCCGCAUCAGCCGCCUGCAGGAGAAAGAGGAGCUGACGAACCUGAACGACCGUCUGGCCGUCUACAUCGACAAGGUGCGCUCGCUGGAGGCCGAGAACAGCGUCCUGCAGCUCAAGAUCUCCGAGAAGGAGGAGGUGACCACCCGCGAGCUGACCGGCAUCAAGUCUAUGUACGAGACGGAGCUGGCGGACACCAGGAAGCUGCUGGACGAGACCGCGCGGGACAAGGCCAAGCUGCAGAUCGAGCUCGGCAAAACCAAGGCUGAGCUGGAGGAGCUGAGCAAAGGUUACAAGAAGAAAGAGAGUGACUUGAUUACAACUCAGACUCGGUUGAAAGAAUUUGAAGCAACGUAUCAUAAAAAUGAGGCUGCACUCAACACCGCACUCGCUGAAAAGCGAAGCCUGGAGGCACAGGUUGCUGAUCUGCGAGCACAGCUUGCUAAGGCUGAAAGUUCGCUAGCUGCUGCCAAAAAGCAGCUGGAGAAAGAAACUUUGCUGCGAGUUGACCUUGAAAACCAGUGUCAAAGUCUGACCGAGGAGCUGACUUUCAGGAAAAAUGUGUUUGAAGAGGAAGUCCGUGAGACUAGGAAACGGCACGAGCGGCGUGUGGUGGAAGUGGACACCGGCCGGCAGAUCGACUAUGAUUCCAAACUGACAGAAGCUCUGCAAGACCUGAGGAAGCAGCACGAGGAGCAGGUCAAACAGUACAAGGACGAUUUGGAACAGACCUUCCAGGCCAAGCUGGAAAAUGCCAAGAUCGCAUCUGAUAGAAACGACAAGGCUGUUGGCACUGCCCGGGAGGAGCUGCAGGAGGCACGCGUUAGGAUUGAGAGUCUCAGCUAUCAGCUCUCAACCCUGCAGAAGCAGGCUACCGCUUCAGAAGCUCGAGUCAGGGAGUUGGAGGAAAUGCUUUCCAAUGAUCGGGAUAAAUACCGCAAGAUGCUAGAGGGCCGAGACCGGGAGAUGGCGGAGUUGAGGGACCGGAUGGAGCAGCAGCUAGAAGAGUACGAGGACCUCCUGGAUGUUAAAUUGGCCCUUGAUAUGGAGAUCAACGCCUACCGCAAGCUGCUGGAGGGAGAGGAGGAGAGGUUGAAGCUAUCUCCCAGCCACUCUUCACGGGUGACUGUGUCUCGUGCCACAUCCAGCCGAGCGGUGCACACCUCCCGCACAAAGAGAAAGCGAGUGGGACAGGAGGGGAGCAGAGAGACCAGGAGCAGUAACAUCCAACAGACCCAUUCAACCAAGGGAUUGAUCAGCAUUGAGCCAACUGACCUGGAGGGGAAGUUUGUUGGCCUCAAGAACAAUUCUGAGAAGGAUCAGCCACUGGGAUCCUGGAGACUGAAGAGGCAGAUUGGGGAUGGAGAGGAAAUUGUGUACAAGUUCACUCCCAAGUACACUCUGAAGGCUGGACAGGAAGUCAAGAUCUGGAGUGCUGAUGCUGGCAAAGCUCACAGCCCCCCCACUGACCUGCUGUGGAAGAACCAGGUUUGGGGCACUGGGGAAGAUAUCAAGACCAUCCUCGUCAACUCUGAUGGAGAAGAAAUUGCAGUAAGAUGUCUCCGGAAGAUUUAUCAGGAAGAUGUGGAGGAAGAGGCUGAGUUUGGGGAUGAAGAUCUCUUUCACCAGCAGGGCGAUCCGAGGACAACGUCACGUGGAUGCGCCGUCAUGUGAUCAACCUCCUGCCGGAUGUUUUUAAAUUUAAUUCUGAGUUCCUUAUUUUAUCCAGAGCCACUGAUAAAUAUUUUUGUACAAUUUUUUUGUUUUCUUUUUAACAGUUGGAUCCAUUUUGGUACUUUUUAAAAAAAAAACACAAAAAAAGUUUUCAUUUCAUAAACCUGAGUUCUGAAAAGGCUUUAAAAUCGCCUUUUGACAAACUAUAUUGAGACCUGAAAUUAGAAGUGGGGGGAUUACCACACACGGGGGGAGCUUUUUGUACUUGUAUGGCUCCCUUGUGACAAUUGGGAUUAGAAUUCAACAGACAGCAGGUUUAGCUGUGGUGAUGCUCUGUGGGGCUGUGUUAAUCAGAAUUUGGUUAUCCUGCAGUUUUUCAAACCCAAAGGGUUGUUGUAAAAACUCCACCAAAUUGGUGUAAACCUAGUGCCCAAACAGAGCUAGCAUUAUUGGGACUAAAGCGCUCUUGGCAAAAGCUCCUGAGUUACAAAUGGGAGAGUUUGUGCUGAACAGAAAUCUCAGGUGUCUUUUUGUUUUAAUUUACAGAAAUUGUUCUAAACACUGCGUACUGUGACACUGCAGCAUUCUAGCCUGAGUCUCUGCAAGGGUUUAGGGGGGUUGUUAAAACGGAGACCCAAAUUUGCGUGAAAAUCAACUAAUUACACCGGAAGUUUGAGAUGAAUUCCUGUGGAUUGCUGCACACAGAGCCCUAAUAUUAAGAUUGUUAAUUUGUUCUAACUACUCUGCAUAAUUGAAACUGUUGUAGAGAUCAGCAUUGUACUGUUAACAUAAUGUCUAGCUUUACCUGUUUGGGUGCUAGUCUCAGCACAAUCUGAGGCCAUUGUGUUUUACUGAUUGGUAUAUGAAAUAUUUGGACGGUGGCUUAUGGAAGUUAUGAUUUUUGCUAAUCACUGAUGCCUGUUUAGUGCUUUGACUGCGAUUUUAGUAGAAGUUUUAUUUAGUGGCUUUGUUAGAAUGACCUUUGCUGAAGAGAAUGAGAGGGUUCAAAAGAAGUUUCACAACAACAGGACUGAAUUUUGGCUUAAAAGUUGAAUUGAAAAGGAUAGUACAAUUUACCAGUGGCUGAAGGAAUGUCUGAGGUGUCUGUUCAGAGUGACCUUAGCUGGUAUCUGAUGGACCAUUAGUCCUGGCCUAUAAUUGUAAAGUGACCAAAUGUGUGCAGCACCGACCGGGCAACUCUAAUGUUGGGGAAUUAAUCCUGAAUUGGAAUGUGUUCUUCAAACUGCUGCCUUUAACCCAGUGCAUUGCUUUACUAUGAGGUCUCUAUAUAUAAAAUCUUAAGCAAUAACACACUUAAAAAAAAAAAGUGAGAUUCCCUCCAACCACUGACCUGGGUGGGGAUUGGGAGGCAACGUAUUGGAAAAGCGAUCAUGUGGGAGAUUCUGGUUUACACUCUGUGUACCUGUAUGUUGGAGUUUCUUAAGAAAAAAUGAAUGCCAAUCAGUCUUAACAAUGUUAAGGUUUUUCCCACCCUACUUUGUGAUCAUGUAUACGUAUAUAGUAAAAUAAUUAUACUUGUAUUUCAUUUAAACUCUAAAAUGUUGUUUCUCAGAUGGUCCUUUCUUUAUUUCCCCAAGUGGAGCUUUGUGCUGAGGACCAGUCAGUGAUGAAGGAGGACUAGACCGUUUGGAAGCAAUGAUUCUAUUUGAGUGAAAUGGUCCUUUCUGUAGCUCUGUGUUUGUGCAGUUGGGAUGAUGUAGAAUUGUAAGUGUUUGUGUAACUAGGGGUGAUGAACCAUUGAGCAGAACUGGUGAGAAAGGCUUUGUGCCUGAGAAACAUCAUUUUUAAUUUGCUUUUAUAUCGAUUUUCAUUUUAACCAAUAGAUUAACGGAUGAUUUUUAUAUAUUACAAAAAUCAUGUGCAAACUGACUGUUUUUCUUGAAAUGAUAACGUCUAACUUACCGGGGAAAUCACAAUUCAUUCCUGUGACUUGAGUGGAACUUUUAAAGGCUCGGCUGCAAGGUUUUCUGGUGUUUUCCUUGUAAAAUCAAACAUCAAUUUUAGCCUGAAUCUGCAGGGGUCUUUUUUUAAAGGAAGAAAAUCUGCAAAACAAUUAUGAGUUUGAUUUCUGUGUAUAUUUCAAUUGAAUUCUGAAUGUUGGUUCAAAAAAAUUAAAUUAAUUUCCCUUCUCAAUCAU